CGUGCUAGCUAGGAACUGCGCGUGCAGGUGUGGGCGUGGACCUCCCUGCGGGAACCCGCCUGUCGCUUUGUGUCGCUCGCUUCCCACUCAGCCUCCGCUCCCAGCCGAGUGUUGAAGGGAACUCAAAUAUUUUUAUUGCCGAUCUCUACUUCAGAUUCUACAAGAGAACCACUCUCUCCAGUAGCUUCUAAAGCCCAGGAUUCUAGCCUUUUAUCAAACAGACUCAUGAUUGAAAAACAGCAGGAAGAAGCAGAAUGGGAAAGCAUCAAUGGGCUAUUGAUGACGCGUGGCUUCAAACCUUUAUGUCUAGUCAAAGGAGCAGAUCUCAGAGAUUUCAUUGUUUUUGACAAACAAUCAUCACAAAAAAUGAGGCAGAUUUUGAAAACAUUGAUGGAAGAAACAACACGUCAGCAGAGCAUGAUACAGGAGCUCAUAGAGAAAAACCAGCAACUUAAAAGUGAACUUCAGCUAGAACAGAACCGAGCGACACACCAGGAACAGCGAGCCAAUGACCUGCAACAGAUUAUGGACAGUGUGAAAUCCAAAAUUGGUGAAUUGGAAGAUGAAUCCCUAAACAGGGUUUGCCAGCAACAAAAUAGAAUAAAAGACCUUCAAAAGGAAUAUAAAAUGUUACAGAUGAAAUGCCAGCACUAUAAGAAAAACCGAAUGGAGCAAGAGGAGACCAUUGCUUCUUUGCAAAAGGAGAUCCACAGACUUGCCAAAGAGGAGAAAGAGCGCAUUGUCACUCAAAACAGAGUGUUUGCCCAUCUUUGCAGAAGGGUCCCUCAUUCAGUCUUGGAUAAACAAUUGCUUUGUCUAAUUGAUUACUAUGAAUGUAAACUUAGAAAACUUCAUAUACAAAGGCAGUUUGAGGAAGACAGUCAGUCAGAAGAAAAAGACUACACAAACCUGGGUGCCUCACCAAAUUAUAAAGGCGUUCUGAUGUCGUUACAGAAGCAACUCAAGGAAUCCAGGUCCAGGAUCGACGUGCUGGUAGGUGAGAAGCUGAGCCUCCAGAAAGAUCUGGAAAACAGGCCCACAGAACACGAAUUAAGACUUUAUAAACAGCAAGUGAAGAAACUGGAAAAAGCCCUUAAGAGAAACAUAAAAUUACAAGAUCUUAUUGGUCAAAAAAAGUCUGAUGACACAGAGAAAAAAGAUGAGCCCAGCAAAGACAGCCAUCAACAGGCUCUGGUUGACCAGAGAUACUUUCAGGUGCUGUGCAGCAUCAAUUCAAUUGUUCACAAUCCACGAGCUCCGGUGAUUAUUUAUAAACAGAGCAAAGGAAGAGCCCAAAACGGCAAUAAAGAUAUUGGUCAAGAUUGUGGAUUUGAACAUCUUGUUCCUAUAAUAGAAAUGUGGGUAGAUGAACUGACAUCCUUAAAGGAUUUGUAUAAGUCCUUGAAAGUACUGUCUGCAGAACUGGUGCCUUGGCAUAGCUUAAAGAAACUGGAUGAAAAUGAAGGUGUCAAAGUAGGAGAUCUGUUGUUUAUGGUAGAUACCAUGCUGGAAGAAGUUGAAAACAAGAAAGAGACCAGCAGCACGCCGAACUCUCAAACUUUGCAAGCUAUUGUUUCUCACUUCCAAAAGCUAUUUGAUGUGCAGUCUUUAAAUGGAGUCUAUCCCCGGAUGAAUGAAGUGUACACCAGGCUUGGAGAAAUGAACAACGCUGUAAGGAACCUUCAGGAGCUCUUAGAAUUAGACAGUUCGUCGUCAUUGUGUGUGGUGGUCAGCACAGUUGGGAAGCUGUGCGAGAUAAUUAACAAGGAUGUGAGUGAGCAGGUUAAACAAGUGUUGGGACCUGAGGACCUACAAAGUAUUAUGAAGAAGCUGGAAGAGCAUGAGGAAUUUUUUCCAGCGUUCCAAGCUUUUACUAAUGAUCUUCUUGAAAUCUUAGAGAUUGAUGACUUGGAUGCCAUCGUACCUGCAGUAAAGAAAUUAAAGAUACUUUCAUACUGAAAACAAAUCACGUCAACUUUACUGUGUAAAUUGCAUUCUUAACAUUCUAAGCAUUUGUAAAGGUCUGAUCCAGAGACAAGGCUAUACACAUAUCAGCCUCAGAAUUCAUCCUACCCAUAUGUUUUUUAUUUUUGGUUAUUUAAUAAAAUGUAGCUGUUAAGUUAUUAAAAUAGUGAAUUAACUUUAGAUUCCUUAAUCGUUUCCUAAGCAAUGCGUGAGUGCUCUAAACUGUAAGGAAGAGAUCGUGUGUAACGGAGACAUUGCAAAGUAUAGAAAGUCGCAGUUAACUUCAAAGUUUAAUGACCCUUUGGUCAGAGAAAAAAGAAUGCCAGUUGCUUUCUAAGCCCAAUCAAUAGGAAGCCUCUGUUCUCCAGGCAAGGAUUAAUGCGCAUAUUCUAUUAAGAAAAAUUUACAGCUAUUGCCCUGUCAAAGCAAGACGAAAAGGCUCUGUCUUUGUAUUGAGAUAGGAAGUUAGUCAUGGAGUGAAAUAGAUGGUUAGGUAGAAGUGUUUCUGUGUCUUUAUUUGCAAUACUGUGUAAUGUACUUUUAUAAAGAAAUAAGAUCACAAAUAAAGUUUUUGUACAGAGUUUCCAAACGUAAGUGUCCUUAGUGACUUACCUGUAUUGCUAACAAUAGAGUUGUGUUCCCUCCCUAGGCUGACUCCCUUGGCGCUAUCCUUCCUGCACGUUACUGAAGAGUUCUGUUCUUACUGCUCUCUACUUGUUCUCUAGUCUCAGUAUUCAUUC
This is a messenger RNA of Mus pahari (shrew mouse), 2705 nucleotides long. It is a transcript of the gene Cep70, whose product is annotated as centrosomal protein 70. Gene Ontology annotation, biological process: cilium assembly; regulation of microtubule cytoskeleton organization. Gene Ontology annotation, molecular function: gamma-tubulin binding. Gene Ontology annotation, cellular component: centrosome. Lineage: Eukaryota; Metazoa; Chordata; Mammalia; Rodentia; Muridae. The transcript is spliced from 17 exons. The record is from RefSeq and is a predicted model, not a curated record. The coding region runs from base 226 to 1959 and encodes 577 amino acids.